AUGCCUUCCCCUAUCGUCGCUGCUACCCUUCAGGCUGCGGCCCUUUCGAGCGCUUCCAAUGUGUUGGCCCAGCUCAUUGAGGCGCGUCAGCAGAACCGUCCUGUAACUCUGGAUCUCCUGCCUCUUCUCCGCUUCGUCACCCUCACAUUGAUCACUGCCCCUCCCAACUAUCACUGGCAGCAGUUCCUGGAGCGCACCUUUCCGGCGUAUCCGUCCGUGCGCCCACAGGAGCGUAUCGGUGAUAUUGAGAUGACGCCUGCUGAGGAUGCGCCCGAGCUCAAGGAGGGCUAUGAAGAGCGCAUGGCUGAGGUCAACCGAGACCGGGAGCCUAAGUUUAGCAUGAAGAAUACCUUGACAAAGUGGUUUGUUGACUGUAUCUCUGCCGGUGCUAUUAUGAACACGGUCGCUUUCCUCAUCAUCAUGGGCGUUCUCAAGGGUCAGGCCUCAUCUCAGAUCUGGAGCAACAUCAAGAAGGAAACAAUCCCCAUCAUUGUUGCCGGUUACAAGAUCUGGCCAAUCGCCUCUAUCAUCAGCUUUAGUUUCAUUCCCGUCCACCGGCGGAUCGUGUUUUUGAGUUUCAUUGGUCUGCUGUGGGGUAUCUACAUGAGUCUGGUGGCUUCCAGAGUGUAG
Molecule: messenger RNA, 630 nt
Organism: Fusarium keratoplasticum
Lineage: Eukaryota; Fungi; Ascomycota; Sordariomycetes; Hypocreales; Nectriaceae
Exons: 3
Coding region: 1-630 (209 amino acids)
Cellular component (GO): cytoplasm; membrane
Source: RefSeq, a predicted model, not a curated record